Carcharodon carcharias (great white shark) is the source of this 1608-nucleotide messenger RNA. RefSeq names its product complement C1s subcomponent-like. The record is from RefSeq and is a predicted model, not a curated record. The coding region runs from base 1 to 1608 and encodes 535 amino acids. Gene Ontology annotation, biological process: complement activation; proteolysis. The transcript is spliced from 7 exons. Gene Ontology annotation, molecular function: calcium ion binding; serine-type endopeptidase activity. Gene Ontology annotation, cellular component: extracellular region. Lineage: Eukaryota; Metazoa; Chordata; Chondrichthyes; Lamniformes; Lamnidae.
AUGAGGAAAAGAGAUUUUAGAUGUUUUCUCUUUGCAGGCCAGGAGAUUUCAGUCUCUGCUACCAUUCAAAACCCUGGUCACCUGGACAACAACCUGCUGUUGGCUCUGCUUGUAUUAUGGGGCUUAAUUGCCAGCGCAGUGACUGAAUCAACCCAUGCUGCUUUAUUCGGUGAGAUCUACUUGACUAACUACCACCACAGGAAAACCCAUAGCUGGGAUAUCACUGUUCCUCGGGGAUUUGCUCUGAAACUCCAUUUCCGGCAUUUUGAUUCCCUGGCGUCUUCGGCCUGUCUGCAGCAGUAUGUGGAGGCAUUCGCCGAGCGGCAGCGGUUGGGCAAAUUUUGCGGCAAUAGGACCUCGACCCGAAUGCACCACCCAAGCUCCAAGCUAACGGCGUCCGGUAGUCACGUUGUUAAACUGCGUGUGCGCUGCCAUUCCUUGGAUGAGGAGAGUCGACGGAAAUUUUCCCUGUUUUAUGAAGCUGUGGACAUCGACGAAUGCGUCCCUCGAUUGGAAAUGGAGACAGUUUGUGACCAUUUUUGUCACAAUUAUAUCGGAGGAUAUCAGUGCUACUGCCGCAAAGGUUACAGUCUCCAGAGCAACAAGAGGACGUGCAAAGUGAAGGACUGUGGCAUCCCUGAAGGUCUGGAAAACUGUGGUUAUGAGUACGUCACUGCCCAGAAUGUGACCCUGCUGGCCUCGGUCAUCAAAUUCAAAUGCGAUCAACGCUACUAUGUCAUGGUGGGGGGCGGAGAUGGAUUGUACACCUGUGAAGCAAACGGUAAAUGGAUGAACAGCAAAGUUGGGGAAACCCUCCCUUCCUGUGAGCCAGUGUGUGGGAAGCCGGCGGAGCCCCCUUCGUUCAGGCAGCGCAUCCUCGGAGGGAUCCCGGCGGAGGAGGGGAACUUCCCCUGGCAUGUCUACUUCGAGACGACGGUGUGCGGUGGCGCACUCCUGUCGGACCGCUGGGUGCUGACCAGCGCCUCCUGCGUGGAGCGCCAGCGGGCGCUGCGCAUGUUCGCCGGCGGGUCGGACCGGAACGCCCUGGGGCGCUGGAGGCUGCUGGAGGCGGAGGAGGUGCUCCCCCACCCGCUCUACGCCCAGCCCCCCAGCCACCGCCCGCCCGCCGAUUUCGACAACGACAUCGCCCUGAUCAAGCUCAAGAGGAAGGUCGGGAUGGGGCCCACCAUCUCCCCAAUCUGCCUGCCGGCCAAGCACCCCAAAUACCAGGCCGGGGCGGGGAAGGUGGGCUACGUAUCUGGCUUCGGCAGGACCGAGCGCUUUGCCCAGAGCGACGUCUUGAUGUACACCUUGAUCCCGGUGGUGGGAAUGUCGGAGUGCAGGAACGUCUCCGGCCCCGGUCGAGCUGCCUCCUUGACCGAGAACAUGCUGUGCGCAGGGAGCACAGGGGUUGACGCUUGCACCGGGGACGGGGGUGGGGCCUUCGUGCUCGAAGACCCCCUGGGGUCCAACACGUAUUACGUCGCCGGGAUCGUCUCCUGGGGGUUCAGCUGUGGGACCUACGGGGUCUACACCAAUGUCAUCAACUACCUCGAGUGGAUCAAGAGCACCAUGGCCGGGGGUAUCGCCGCUGGCCCAGCGAAAUAA